UCGAGGUCUGUCCUUGUCUUGUUUUCCGGAAGACGUACUCGAACAGUGUGACCCACUUUGAGUGUUCUGGAAACCAGGAGCGAUGUAAGAGGGAGACCGACCGUUCAUGCCCAACAGCGUGGUACUGACUCCGCUCUCGAUUUACGCUGCAAAGGCACCCCCACCAACUUGUUCUCCCGCAGAACAAUGCUUCUCAUGCGAAUUCCAGGCGGCGCGACCUCUGCGAACGUCUCAACCACGGGUAGCUCCGAAAGGAGUGUCACAACCUCAUCUGCCAGGAAGUCGCCAUCGAUUGGUUUUAACGCGGUCAAAGGCACAAAACUAUCAGGGCGAGUGGGAAGUCCAGCGCCACCUCGUGAAUGUGACCACAUCAGCCAUGAACGACGAUGUGAGUAUAUAUCGUUCUUAUCAUUGGGAAAGCUAUCUGUCCAAACUAUGUAUCUCGGAGCGAAACGUGAUGGAGAAAGCAAAAGCAAGAGAAAAUGAAGAG
Aureobasidium pullulans EXF-150 is the source of this 490-nucleotide messenger RNA. RefSeq lists its product as uncharacterized. The coding region runs from base 187 to 486 and encodes 99 amino acids. The record is from RefSeq and is a predicted model, not a curated record. The transcript has a single exon. Lineage: Eukaryota; Fungi; Ascomycota; Dothideomycetes; Dothideales; Saccotheciaceae.